CGAUCGGUCGUCUAAAUGGAUCAUUUUUUAUUGAGGAAUAAUUUCCUUAUGUGUUGGAGCUUUCGUUCAGGAUUAAGUUCCAUACUACGCUCUGUAAAUAUAAAACGCGAUUAACCAGUGCUGACUAGUGCAUUACUAUUCCGCAGGCAGAUCGUAGCAGUGCGGCAGGACGGUUCACAUUGAGUACAAAAAAACGGUCGAACUCGCGUUAACAGCUCGCCCGGUUCUCGGUUGAUAACAGUGAACAAACGAAGUAAAUAUGAUGAACGUCAAACUACUAUCACUGCUCAUCGUAGCAGUUGUAGGUCCUUUUCUUACACUUGGCGACGAGAUGAAUCAGAUAGACGUUGAAAAGCUUCGACAGCACUUGCCGGCUAACCUGCAAAACCUAUCGAUGCCGAAUCUGGACGACAUUGAAUCUGCUUUGAAGGAAAAAUGUGUCAAAGCGGGCGGAUCCGAAGCGUCGUACGAGCAAAUCAAACAAGGUGCCAAGGAUUUGGCCAACUGUGUCAAAGGUUUGGUCGAUGUCGAUCAGUUCCGGCGUGAGGUAGAGGAAGCGAAACCGACCGGUGAUUUGGACACUGUUUUCAACAAAUACUGCCGGAAGCGAAACACGCUACUGGAGUGUGUCAAUACGUUUUCCAACACGAUUGAUCCGUGUCUAGAUGAAGAUGAGGAACGCCAUAAAAGCUACGGGGUGGACGUGUUCAAGAAUCUGCUCAACUUUGUCUGCCACAAAGACGGUGAUCAAAUUGCUCUUUUCAUUGCUGAGAAGGGUCCAGAAUGUUUCCUGGAACAGAAAGAUGACUUGAUCAAGUGUGUCAACGAUACUUUUUCGGGAUAUCUAACGGACGUUGACCUGUCCGUUACAACCGUACCGAAAUUGGUUAUCGGUCCAAAGCAGUGCGAAGACUUCACCAAACUGCAGAACUGUCUGGUUCGUGAAUUGGAACAAUGCGAGGAAUCCACUCCGGCAAAUUUGGUCGAAUCGCUUUUCAGAUUUGUUCGAAAAGGGUCACCCUGUGAUCCGAAGGGAAAAUCCGGACGCAGAUAAGCUGUAGGUUGAAACUCUUCAAUUGUGAUAAGCUGUGAAAUUGUAAAUCAUCGAAUAAUAAAGAACUGUUUCAGCAUAAA
Messenger RNA from Malaya genurostris, 1134 nucleotides. RefSeq names its product 27 kDa hemolymph protein-like. The transcript has 6 exons. NCBI's taxonomy places the organism in Eukaryota, Metazoa, Arthropoda, Insecta, Diptera, Culicidae. The coding region runs from base 260 to 1054 and encodes 264 amino acids. The record is from RefSeq and is a predicted model, not a curated record.